CUUGCAUGAGCUCACUGCCUGUAAUUGCCUCCUCCCAGCUUCUCUGACUAAAUACUGAAGCUUUCUGACACGCUGCACACUUUUACACAGUCUAACAGUGAUAUCAGAGAGUCUAAAGGAAGCAGCAGGGGUCGAUAUGAAGCUGGUGGUCUUCCUCUUCCUCCUCCUCCAGGUAUCCGGAACUGCAGACAGCAGGUGUUUCUGUCAGCUCACAGGUGACCUGGAAGACUGCGCCUGUGAUGUGGAAACCAUCGACGGCUUCAACAACGACCAACUGUUCCCAAAACUUCAAACUCUUCUGGAGUCUGACUACUUUAGGUUUUACAAGGUGAACCUGAAUAAGCCGUGUCCGUUCUGGAUGGACUUGAAUCAGUGCGGUCUGACGCUCUGUGCUGUGCAGCCCUGCUCUCCUAACGAGGUGCCAGAAGGACUCCGAUCCUCCUCACACAACAAGUAUUCAGCCGAAGCAAACGAGCAGCCGGAUGAGUGCGAGAAGGCCGAGCACCUCGGAGCUGUAGAUGUCUCUUUAAGCGCUGAGACCAGAGAGGCUCUGCAGGAUUGGAGCAAACACGAUGACGAGGCCGAGCGCUUCUGUGUGGUUGACGACGAGCAGUCACCAGACUCUCAGUACGUUGACCUGCUGCUGAACCCGGAGCGCUUCACAGGCUAUAAGGGACCAGAGGCCUGGCAGAUCUGGAACAGCAUCUACGAGGAGAACUGCUUCAAGCCGUAUAGUAUCAAACGACCACUACAUCCCAGUGUUUUCCAGAGCGGUGCAGGAAGUGAUGGAGGGGCUUUCUACAGCUGGCUGGAAGGUCAGUGUGUGGAGAAGAGAGCUUUUUACCGGCUUGUCUCCGGCCUCCACGCCAGCAUCAACAUACAUCUGAGUGCCAGAUACCUCCUGGAGGACAGCUGGUUUCAGAGGAAGUGGGGUCACAACAUGUCAGAGUUCAGGCAGCGUUUCGACUCGGAGCUGACGGACGGCGAGGGGCCCAAGAGGCUCCGCAACCUCUACUUCCUGUACCUGAUCGAGCUGCGAGCGAUGGCCAAAGUGCUGCCGUUCUUCCUGCAGUCGUCGUUCAAGCUGUACACCGGCCGACCGGAGGAGGACCGGAAACAUAAAGCGAUGCUGCUGGAGAUCCUGGAGCUGAGCAGAUCUUUCCCUCUGCACUUUGAUGAGACUUCUCUGUUCGGUGGGAAUGAAAAAGAAGCAGCCAAACUGAAGGAGGACAUCAGACUGGCCUUCCUCAACAUCUCCAGGAUCAUGGACUGUGUCGGCUGCUUCAAAUGUCGCCUGUGGGGGAAACUGCAGACUCAGGGAUUAGGCACGGCGUUAAAGAUCUUGUUUUCAGAGCGACAGAUUGAAGCUUUGCCAACAUCCAGCGCACAGCGACCCACUUUCAAGCUCAGCCGGCAGGAGGUCGUCUCCCUGUUCAACGCCUUCGGAAGGGUUUCCAAUAGCAUCCGGGAGCUGAAGAACUUCAGAUCGCUGCUGGCGGAGGAGCGGUGACGGUGACGAGAGGAGUCAUCUGUCGACUCUUUUGACGGAGCAGCCCGUCCUUUACAAGAAAAACCACAAUAUGGGGCUUAAAUUCAGGCCGGCAAAAAUGACUUAUAGUUCAAUUUACGGCAUCUAGCGGCCGUAGUAAUUAUGACCCACAGUUCAGAUACAGUUCAGAUGACAUCAGUGUGAAAUGAUUUGAUACGUUUUGUUAGAAGGAGGCAGGAGGAAUGAGGAAUGGACGCCUCCAACAAUGAGUCAUGUUUCCAGUUGCAAUUUACUUAUUUUUGCAUAACUUUAAGGAAAUAUAAACCACGUUUCAAGUGAUCAUUUUAACCCAAGCCAUUAUCUUUAUCUUACCUUAAUCACAGCCAUGUCACAUCAUAAAACAUCAUUAUUAUCAUUGUUAUUAGCGACAUAUCAGGGUCCUAUUGGUCAUUCUGGAGAGCAUCGCCAUGGCAGCUAAAUGGUGUGAAUGUAACUAUAGGUUGUUUGUUUACCGGCUGAAUUUCAGGCCUGUACUUGAUUGUUGGCUGGGGUCAGUUUUCCACUUUAUAUCUAAACUUUUGUGACCACUGUAAGUCUCAGCAUGACCGUCCCGACUGUCUGAGUCCUGCUGAAAAGUCACUUAGAUGAAAAUCAGAGGUGAUGGGCGGUGGCUGUGCUUAUUUUUUUAGAAUGAAAUCUAACAAGUUGUCGUACUGUAUGUGUGAAAACCUGCCUUGAAUAAUGAUUUCAGAUAACGUUAAUUCACUAACUGCAAGUCUUCUUCACCGAUCAUCUGCUGUUAUUGUUCAGUGUACAGCUGAAACUGUUAAUUGAAUAAUUCAUUAGAUGCUCGACAGAAAAUUAAUCAGCAACUUGAUAAUUGAUUAAUUGUUUCAGAUAUUUUUUUUUAAAGCAAAAUUACUGACAUCUUAUUUCAGCUUCUUACAUGUGAUGAUUUGCUGUUUUUUUUUUUUUUUUUCAUAAAUGAGACUGACUUGAAUAUUUAAACGUUUUGGGCUGUUAGACAAAACAAACUAAUUGAAGACAUCACCAUGACAUUUCAUAGAUUAAAUGAUUAAUAGAAAAAUAUUAUGCAGAUUAAUUGAUAAUGAAAGGAAUUCUUAGUUGUAGUAAAGUGAUCAUGCUGAUGGGGGCGCUGUUUGCACAGAAAACUGAUUAAUAUAUUUUACAUGAUGAACUCACCAGCACAGGUUGAUUCAAAAUAUACAUUUAAAAAUCUUCAGAAAAGAUUAAAUAUAAAAAUAUAUGCAGUGUUUUAUGGUAAACAACUGAGACUGGAAAAAAAGUGUAUUUAUUUAUUUUAAAAUGUCAAUGUUUUUAUGAAUGUUUUUAUGCUUUUCAAUGAUCAAUAAUCUAUCGUAAAUGCUCACGUGAUCAUCCUUCUGCAGCUUUCAUUGACUGCUUGUGUUUAUGAACAUUAACCCACUUCUGUCACUGGGUUAAUGGUGCGUUCAGGUACACCAGGAGAACUCACAGCACCCUGCUUAACCUGUUUGUUUACUGUCUGACAUUUCACUAUGGACCUUCCAAUAAAGGCAAACAUGCCACAAA
Molecule: messenger RNA, 3061 nt
Organism: Scomber scombrus (Atlantic mackerel)
Lineage: Eukaryota; Metazoa; Chordata; Actinopteri; Scombriformes; Scombridae
Gene: ero1a
Product: endoplasmic reticulum oxidoreductase 1 alpha
Exons: 15
Coding region: 137-1510 (457 amino acids)
Biological process (GO): protein folding in endoplasmic reticulum
Cellular component (GO): endoplasmic reticulum membrane; endoplasmic reticulum
Molecular function (GO): thiol oxidase activity; FAD binding; protein-disulfide reductase activity
Source: RefSeq, a predicted model, not a curated record